Cryphonectria parasitica EP155 is the source of this 840-nucleotide messenger RNA. RefSeq lists its product as uncharacterized. The record is from RefSeq and is a predicted model, not a curated record. The transcript is spliced from 2 exons. Lineage: Eukaryota; Fungi; Ascomycota; Sordariomycetes; Diaporthales; Cryphonectriaceae. Bases 393 to 800 code for a protein of 135 amino acids.
CGGAGUUUUAUCUGGAUCCAACUCUAUUUGACAACCAGUUUGGGUAUCUUGCCCAGUGCAGCGCGGCUCCUGGCACCAUUGCAGGCACGCUCGAUAAUUCUUACGACCCCAUCAUCCCCGUGACUACCUCUUCCUUCCCUGGCCCUGCGAACUUUAUGUUCGACGGGGAUUCAGUUCAGGACUCUUAGAGUCCUCCCGCUCCCUUUGUCACGGGGUCUGAGGACUUCGAAUUUAGCGACCUGCAGCACGACUUCACGCUGGAACCUGCCCAAGAGAGUUAUGAUAACGCAUGGCAACUGAGCCACACGGCGGCCACAGAGCCAGACUUCGACCCCAUAUCUCGGCAUCUUGACAUGAUCAAUGUUGAUCUGCAAGAGGCAACAUCUUCCGCAAUGGCUAUCGAACCACCAGCCGAGACAAGCCCAUCCAUGGAGGAUAUCGAAGGUGUCAGUGGUCCACCAUACCAAUGCCCAUUUCCCAAUUGCGGAUCAAAGCAAUACGGAAUGAAGAGUAGCCUGAAAAAGCACUAUUUGAUCCAUACAAAGCCCAUCCUCUGCGAGAUUAGCCUGUGCCCUCGAGCAGUGCAGGGCAAUGGCUAUGCAACAAAUAAUGAUAUGCAACAACACUGCUGGGUUUCCCAUCGUGCGCAUGCAAUUGCAAGAGGCUUCCCUAAACCUGAAGCCGAGUGCGGUCUUUGCGGCAAGAUACUUACGAAGAAAGCCAAUUUGCCAAGACAUCAGGAGCGGUCAUGCCCAGCACGACCUCGUAAAGUAGACUCUACGAAGGAGGCUGGUACUUGAUGCCAGUUGCUGACAGGACAAUCACGAUACCGCUCAUUUG